GAAGGAAAGUGUGAAGGAAAGUGUGAAACGCCGAAUAUGUACGGCAAAUUGUUCAUCACAUAACAGAGAAGUGUCUGCUAUUAUUUUGGCUGAUAAAGAUGUCUUUACAUCAAACUGGUGAUACUUGAAUAGCUUGAUCAUGAAGUGCAAUUUUUCAUGCAUAUUUCUGGUCACUUUUCUCUUUCUCCAUGAAAAAGUUACAUUGGUAACUUGUUCUAAGGGAGAUUCUUCCUGGAUAUUCCAGCGGUGCCUUAGUGGUUGUCUUCAUAAAAACUGCACUAAUAUGAAAGUCUUUGCCAGUCGCCAACCACUUAGUUUGAAAAUAACAGGUUGGCAUUGUGAAGAUGAAUGCAAGUAUACUUGUAUGUGGUAUACUGUUGAUGCUUAUCAAAAAGACAGCCAACAAAUACCACAGUUCUAUGGAAAGUGGCCAUUUGUUAGAUUUUUUGGUAUUCAAGAACCUGCUUCUGCGAUAUUUUCCCUCUUCAAUGCUUUAACACAUAUGAUGAUUUUCAAAUUCCGAGCCAGGGUGCCAUCUGUUGCUCCAAUGUACUAUGUGUGGCAUUCAAUGGCUGUGAUUUCUGCUCAUGCUUGGUUUUGGUCUCUAGCUUUUCACACUAGAGAUACUGCUUUCACAGAGAUGAUGGAUUAUUUCUGUGCAUUCUCUUUAAUUCUUUACAACUUGUUUCUCUUCUUCUGUCGGGUUGUUGGAACUCAGCACUAUAUAUUCUUAUCAGCACUAUUCAUUGGACUGUUAUCAUUUUGUGUACACCACUUUUAUUAUAUGGCAUAUGUGAAAUUUGAUUAUACCUACAAUGUGUAUAUUUGUUCUUGUAUUGGGUUCCUUCAGUCUAUGUUCUGGGGUGUUUGGUGCUAUAUUAAAAGAAGAGAACAAUACUAUGUCUGGAAAUGUGUAGUUGUGUUGUGUUUAACUAAUGUGCUUUUGUGUCUUGAGCUCGGCGAUUUCCCUCCAUUACUGUGGAUUGUAGAUGCUCAUGCUUUAUGGCACUUAGGAACAGUCCCACUUUGUAUACUUUGGUACAGUUUUCUUAUUGAUGACACCUUAUAUCUUCUAAAAAAGACAAAGCUACAAGGCAUUAUAAUACCAAACCCCAUGGAAACGUCAUAAUUUUGUUUGCACAUAUGCAUACAGACAAACUUAUAUGUAUGUAUAUACGCUCACACAGAAACAUUUACAUAUAUUCAGUAUGUACAUAUAAUUAAAUCA
Octopus sinensis (East Asian common octopus) is the source of this 1228-nucleotide messenger RNA. RefSeq names its product post-GPI attachment to proteins factor 3-like. Lineage: Eukaryota; Metazoa; Mollusca; Cephalopoda; Octopoda; Octopodidae. The coding region runs from base 140 to 1129 and encodes 329 amino acids. Gene Ontology annotation, molecular function: hydrolase activity, acting on ester bonds. Gene Ontology annotation, biological process: GPI anchor biosynthetic process. The transcript is spliced from 8 exons. Gene Ontology annotation, cellular component: endoplasmic reticulum membrane. The record is from RefSeq and is a predicted model, not a curated record.